Messenger RNA from Porites lobata, 9436 nucleotides. NCBI's taxonomy places the organism in Eukaryota, Metazoa, Cnidaria, Anthozoa, Scleractinia, Poritidae. The record is from the annotation of a GenBank genome assembly.
UAUGCAAAUGAGCGGAAAAUUCGAAAUUCGUUUUGUUCAAAGUUGAUGUUCCCUUCGAAAUGAAAAGCUUUUGUAGUUUUUAAAGAGGAAUAUAUCGCCCCAUAUUUCAAAUGUCAAAGAAGCCUGCUCUUAUUAAGACGUAUGGAAGGCACAAAUAUCGAACUGUCAAGGCGCAAACCUGGCUGUCGCCCGAAGAAGCAGUUUAUUCGCCAUUUGAAAAUCGAGAGCAACACGCUUUCCCCUCCAAAAUCGAAUCUGCGUCUUCAAAUGUUUCAAGGCCAAAGACAACUUUAUGGUAAGAUUAUCUCUUAAAUACCUCGAAAUCCUUUUUUAUUCUAAACUAAGCUUAUCAUCGCAAUGAUAAGUUGUUCUUUGGCGAGAAUCGUGGACUAGUCUGCCGAGUAAUUUUUGACCAAUUAGUUGUAAGUAUGCAUCGUCAUAUCAUUUCUUGACAUUUUUUGUUUUUAUUCUUUAGGGGCAAAACUGCAAAAAGGGCUACAAUUUACCAACAAAAACCAAGAAAUGCACAAAAUGGUUUAUUCACUCGAUCUUUAGCCCGGAAUUCCAAUGCUGAUAAUUCAGACAAAGAAAACAGUCCAUCAAGACAGCUGGAUGAAGGCCUCAGUGAACAAAGUUCCAUUCUAGUUAAUGAUAAAAUUAUAAAAAGUGACAUUCUUGCAAAUGACACUUUGGAAAGCAACGAAGAUAGCAGUUGUCAAAUUUUAGGGGAAGUUAUCUGUGUUCAAGACAGUAAAGAAUGUAGCAUAUCACCUGACUGCAGAUCGCACCACAAAAAUUCUUUUACAGAUUUUAAAUGCAACAGUUCAAGCAACAGUUUCCCUGAUAACAUCUUUGAUGUUAGUAAUGUGUUAUAUAAUUCCAACACAAGUCCCAUGGACAUUGGUUCUAAUGGUUUUGAAAAUAGGGACGGUAGUAGCUCGAAAAGUAACACCUCUGGAUUUGAUAGACAUCAACCUUAUGUCACUUCGACACCUUUAUCUGAAAAUAGUUCUCUUGAGGUAAUUAUUAGACGUCCAAGUAAGUCAAAUAACAACAAGGUCAAGUUUUUGGAUGGUAAAGUUGUGUUGAAGCCACUCAGAAUAACUCCAAUUCAGUGGAAGAAACGUUUGUCUGCAACAUCCAAUGAUAAACCAGAGAUAAACAAGAACAGUGUUCAUACACCAUCGAACACAGAUCAAAAUACAGAGCAUUUGCAAUCUUCAGGGAGAAGUGCUAGUGGGAAUUUCUCUUCAGAGUUGGUGGUUUCUCUUGAGAAACUGAGGAUUACGCCUUUGAAAAAGAGAAGAAAAACAGAGAAGUGUCAACUUUCAUUUGUGGUAAGCCGUUCACUUGAAUAAUAAUAUUAAUUUUUGUGGACAAAACAUUACUUACUUACAUCAUUAAAUUUGGGAUAGUAUGCUGUGUAAUAACAUCCAAUCUGCUGUCAGUUUCAGAAAACUGGUUUGAAAAUUAUUGGACAUCAGAUUUGAAAAUUAAUUGCCCUUUAGAUGAAAAACUGGCUGGUAAUUUAAACCAUGGCUUAACUUAUUAAAGCUUUGGCCAGAGUUUAAUGGUAAUAAGAACAAGACGAUAACAGCCUGCAAUGUCAUUUGGUAUCUUGAAAUCAUAAAGCACUGCCUUAAUUCUUGUAAAUAAAGAGUAUUAAAGUUGUCUUUCAUUGUAUUGAGUAUUCCAUAUGGAGAGGCCAGUUUCCAAAUUGCAUAUGACAAUUGACUAGUUUGAUCAGUGUUUCUUGUUGCAAAGGUUUUUUGGAGGCUACUGCAUCAGCAUUGUAGUAUGGGCAUUGUUUUCAAUUUUUAUAGGCUAUGUCUUGGCCCAUAAUGCAAGGGGCUUUUAUAUUAAAUUCUAUGUACUAGAUCACUGACUAAAAUAUGAGUAUAAUUACUCUAGCAGGAGUGAACUUUGAACAAUACAGAAAUAAUGUAAUGCAGGGUAUAUUUUUUUUGCAUAUUAAUAAAUAUGAAUGGUGAUUGCACCAUCAGCAACACUACAGGGAUCAGCAAAACCUAGAUUGGAGCUGAUCAGAUGAACUUCAAAUUAUAGUCAUGCACUCACUGACAUGGAUUGGGUCUAGAGCUAGUGGUUGACCUGAACUGAUCUGAUCCAUGAUGUUCGGCAGUUAGUUUAACACUCUUAUUACUAUAUAAAAUGAACCCAACUAACUGGCCUGCACCCAAUGUGUGAGUCUAUAGCUCAGUUGGUAGAGCACUGUAACACUGAUGCAGAGGCCAUGGGUUUGAAUAAUUAUUCCGUUAAAGUUCCCCCCCCCCCUUUUUUUUUGUUCGGGUAAAUUUGUGAUUGCUUUGUUGUUAGUAAUACAACUGUGACUAUCAUUAUAUCUUCAUUGAAAUACUCUUAUUACCUAUAAACUUAAGGAAGCAUUGACUCCUGCUAAGAAGGACCAAAGUGGCCAUGUGACUGUUGAUCAGUUGAGUGCUUUUGACAAAGUAUUGGCUGAAUGUGAUCAAGAAGCACCAGUUAAAUUUGCAGAUUUUCUUGACUCCAGGUACAGAUGCAUGUAUUUUAAUUUUAGAAUUAUUCACUCUGCAACUAGCAAUUUGCAUUGAAUGAAAUUUAUCACUCAUUUAUCCCCAAUUAACUUUUAUCUGACUGAAAACCUAAAUUUGUUAGUUUUCUUGAGGCAUAAUGUUUUUACAGUGGACACCAAAUGAGUGGCUUGUUACAACUAAAAACAAUUAUCUUGUACUUUUUGCAUCUUUUAUUAAAUUGUGAUACUGUUAGAAUGGUUAGUACCAUAUUCUAGUCUGAUGUUGGUAAGCCUGAUAUCAUGAAGCCCCAAUCUGAUGAAAUUCAUUUGGGACAAAAAAACAAGAAGCCUUUUGUCAAAGCUUUAUCCUUACCCCAUCCAUAUUGCUGUUUUUGAGGAACGUCAACAUUCUGUUAGGGUUCCAUUGUAGAUAAGACAGCUUUUGGCUUAUCUUGAGACGGCUGAAAUUGGCUAAUUCUUUUCGCAGUUUGCUGGAGAGUUGUGUUAAGAUUGGAGAGGGAGUUUAUGGUGAAGUUUUCAAAGCACAGUAUGAAAAUGGGGAGUCUAUUGCACUUAAGGUAGUAGCAUUUGUAGCUUCCAUAACAACAGACUUUAUAUUUUGUGUGCUUUAUUAUAGUCAUUAUAAAAAAUAAAUAUAAUCAUGAGACAAUGAAUUUCAUGUGUAAUUUUUUUAAUCUUUACUAUGUAAAACCCAUCUUUUUAAACUUGCUUUUGUCACAUUGUAUGUAGUAAUGUUUUUAACCAUAUUAUGUAGUAUAAAGUGUUUUAUUUAUAUUUUUAGCUAAAAUUACUAUGUUCAUUUGAGCUUUUAUUUGCUUUUUAAGAUUUAUAGAAUGAAUUAUCACAUAAUUUUGAUCAUAUUUGCAUAGAAAAUUUGCAUUUUUUUAGAUAAAUUUUUAAUUAAUUUAUUAUUAAUGCCAUUAGUUUUAAAUAUGUCGGUGUUGUAAGUUUCAAUCUUGAGUCUAUUAAUUCACCAACCAUUCAAAGCAACUAGCAUCGUGAGGUGUCUCAUAGCCAUUUGCCGUCAUUGCCUGAAGAAGAAUAUCAAUAAGCAGUUAAAAUGGUGCAAUCUACAUUGCAAGUGAUUACUAUCUACAGCUGUACUGCUGACAUGAACUAAGGCUGAACUUGUCAAACUUUUCUAUAAAAAUAUCUUGCUCCUUUUGUAUAUCAAUCUUAGAUCAUUCCAGUGGAGGGAGAUUUUCCAGUAAACGAUGAACCACAAAAGUCUUUUGAGGAAAUCCUACCUGAAAUUGUGAUUUCCAAGUAAGUCCUCUUUCCAUUUGAUAUUUCAAAAUUAUCCAGGGAUGGAUCUAGGGGAGGAUUUUAAAUCAUAAGUUUAUGAUUUGAUAUAAUAAAUCAGGGGAUUUCAUAUAAUAAAAAUCAUUAUUUGAUAUCAGUAAAACCAUGAUUUAAUUUAAUAAGUAAUAAGUAACCCCCCCUGAGAUGACCUGCGGUUUUCUAAUACAACUGGUGUUCUGUUUAUUGGUGUUGAAGUAGAGCAAGGGACGAGUGCACCCCCUCCUAACAAAAAAUCCUGGAUCCGCCCCUGUUAUCAUUAUGUUUCCACAACAGUGAUACAAAAUGCAACAUUCUUUAAUAUUAUGUUUUUGCUAGGGAGCUGAGCUUACUUGGAGAUGCUAAUGAACAGGUCAGUUUUUUCGGUGAAGCGGGUUUGGGAAGGGAGAAUUUCAACUCCUUGCCCUCCACCCCCAUCCCGACAGUCCCUAUCAGUUUGUGCAUUGCAAUCCCCUCCAUAGCCAUUAUUUACUAUUUAACCUUUGUUUGUUUGCGUUUAAACAGGAUCAAUCAGUAGACAACAUAACUGGAAGUUUCAUAACAGUUCACAGGUUGGAGAAAUUAAACAUUUUUCUGUUCGUAGUAGGUGAAGCUAACUAGAAAUACUUGUCUCGCCAAACCUCGCGCUUCUCGAGGCGAAUAGGAAAACCGAAGUUUAUAACCCAUUUCGGCGGGGACAACAACGGACUGCCUUUGGCAGGAGCGUAGCGUCCAUAUACAAUACGCCCAUGCGAACAGCCGGUGAUUUUUAUCAUUUAAUCGUGAUGGCUGAUAACUUUUUCGCAUUUCAUUGGUGUCUUUGUGUUAGUAUUUCCUUCAUCCUUUUUAUAUUAUUCCAAAAACGGACGGCAAGAAAUGUUAUGGGGGAAAAAAACUGAAAAUGUGCCCUUCGUUGCUCCCCCAACAGCAUUUUCCUUCGUGUUGAUUUAGUGAAAAUGUCUAGCAAAAAGGCAGGAAAUGUCAUUUCCGGGACCCUAACUUGAAAAAUUUCCUGAAGAAGUAUGCUCCCAGACCCCCUCUCUAAUUUUUCUUCCCGGCGUGCGUACAUCCUCCAAAUCUGGUUUGGUGACCAGCCGCAAUCAUCAAGCAUAUUUUAUUAUUUUCCACCUUCGAUGAAGAAUAAACGGCAAGUUCGCGCACAGCCUCACCCAUCAAAAAAUGCCGAGGCACGAAACUGCAACCAGUCUUUUAAUCUGAUGGCGAGGAAAAGAGCCAACUUCAUUGUGGGUUCAAAAGUGUAAACGAACUCCAACGUGAUUGCUUUUACAAAAAAAAUGAUUCAUGUGCUAGUGCUUGAGCUUAUGUUUACGUCCAAGCCGUUGUCAAGGUGAAAUAGGCUGUGCUUGUGAUAGACUGCGAGCAAUCUCUUAUUUUUUGAUUCACAGUAGAUCAUCAGAGCACGCGAAAGGAACGAGCCCACCCAAUCACUCCUGCUUUUAACAGUUAAAGUUACGUAAUCUUACUUUUUCGCUUGUCGCGCGUGGCUCUUAGGAAAGAAGGACGAACCAUUUUACGGUCCUUGCUUUACCUUUAAUGAAGGGAUAACUGAGAUGAUAUAGCGAAAACAGUUCAUAGUUCGUGGCGUUUCUGUUGCUUUAUCUCCAGCUGGGUGAGCUUUUCAAGUAAAGUUGUAUGAUCAGUUUCUUUCGAGCCUUCAAAUUGUGCCAAAAACGGAAGUGAAACUCACUAUUUUUCCUUUUUUUCAGUGUCACUUGUUGCCGUGAUAAAUACCCGAAGCAUCUUAUUUCAGAAUGGGACAAAUGGAAUGAAGAAAACAAUUCAGAGAACGAUAGACCAGGUUGAUAUUAAGCUAGAGUGCCAAACUUGCCUUGCAACUGCAACGCAGUAAACCCUUUGCAACUUGUUAUACAAUAAGAAGUGAAUUUCGGGAAAAACGUCACACUUUUUUACACUGUUCGUUUGUUUGUUUCAUGUUUCUUACUUUCUUGCAUGUUGAGUACCUCUUCUGAUUUAUCCGCGACAAAGAACCUGCAUUUUCUCAAGUUAGCCUGAACAGGUUCUUACAAACCAAACAAAACUAGCAAAAAUUAGGGCUAUUGGGGGUCUUAAAUAGGUUUUUAUUUUCCGAUGAAAAAAUACAGAGAGUAUUUAGAAGUGUUCAGCUCAUUCCUAUGGUAAAACCUGCAUACCAUCACCUUUGCAGUUGGAGUAAGUAGGCGUCUAUGUCUCCAAAGAGGUUCCUGAAUGUUGACUUAUCUUAUUUGCCCAAGUGUACAUGAUUUUUUAUAGAUUUUAAAAAGUAAGAACCUGUUUCAAAUUCUAGGCUAAACAGGUUCUUGUAUUUGCCUAACUGGCAAAUUUUAUCCUAGCAGGUCCUUAAUAACCAGGUUCUUGCUCGCGGAUUUUUACUGUAUUUUACCACAGGUUUUUUUUAACCACCGCUCAAUUCACUUCCAUUUUCUACUCAGAUAUCUUUCCAAAAGACCAAUAUUUCAUUGUGUUUGAAUUCUCCAAUGGCGGAAGAGACCUGGAAGGCCUUGAGUUUGGCGCCAUGGCAGAAGCCUGGAGUGUUCUACACCAGACCGCGCUCGGUCUGGCAGUGGCCGAGAACGCGCUUGAAUUUGAACAUCGUGAUCUUCAUUGGGGCAAUGUGCUGAUCAGUAGGACUGAAGACGAGUUUAUCGAGAGCUGCUUACUUGGGGAAAGAAAAACAGUGCCUACACAUGGCGUCCGUGUUAGCUUGAUAGAUUUCACUCUUUCAAGGCUUAAGAAGGGUAAUAAAACGCUACUCAUGUUAAACCUAAAACUGAGGCCUUCGGACCUUUACAGUCAAACCAGGUCAAGCGUUCCCGUCGCUAACAAACUAAUGAAUUCAUUAAUGGGAAAAUGAUUUCGUUUGUUGAUUCAAUAAUCCAUUCAUAAAAUGAAUAAUCCAACGGUCAAAUUGUACCUCGAUUCAAUAAUCAAAUGUUGAUUUGGUUUAUGAACAAAAUCUACCUGUUCUUUAUUCUUGUCUGUUGUGUUCAAUCGUAUUUGCUUCCCUUUUCCUGCCGUUUACGAUUGCGUUUUUCAUUGCCUUUAAUCAAAAUAACAGCUAGAACAGACAGACCGCAAACGCAAAGAAACUGACAAAGGUCGAGGAUCGAAAUCCACCAAUCACCGCACAUACACUGACCUCAGUUUGACCGUCGUGUUUUCUAAGAGGUCAGGCCUAGGUCUAUUGCACUGAUUAUUGGCAGCAAACUGGCGUACAUGUAACAGUUUGUUUGGGUUUGAACUUCAGAACUCGCCAGCACUCGACUCUCAGAAAAAAAGAGGAAAAAACAAAAUUCUGAGGUCAACUUGUGGAAAGUGUAAUUUUUCAAAAAACAGUAAUCGAAUCAACAUUCGAUUAUGGAAUCGAGGCUAAAUAUGACUAUUGGAUUGUUCAUUUUAUGAAUGGAUUAUUGAAUCAACAAACGAAAUCAUUUUUCCGUGAAUGAAUUCAUUAGUUCGUUAGCGACGGGAACGCUUGACCUGGUUUGACUGUAAAUACGUCUAGAAAACCUAAUCUUCAUUCAGACAAAAUAAGCUAACGAAUACGAAAAAGUCGUAUAAUUAGGUGGUUGUUACUCAAACUUUUAGAAUAUAAUAGAGACCAAUCGAAACCUUAAAUUUGAGAUUUGAAGACCACUACGACUACGACGGCGAUAUUUUCGCGUAUUCUCAAAAAAAUAGACUCACCAAAAAGUCAACACGGUUAUUUUUAUUGAAAGAGUAUAAGCCCUCUCCCAAUUGCAAAAUUAUAAAACUUCUAACAUUUUAUAACAAGUAUCCGUCACUUCUACUUUUUUUGCUAAAUCUCGUAGUUGAAUGACGACUGCCAUCGCGUUUUGCGGCCAAAAUGACGCUGGUUCACGCGCGCGCACUAAGAUUGAGAAAAUCUCGUUCUCGUUCUCGUAGUCGUCCUAGGGACAAGAACGACUACGAGUAUUUCUUAGAGUAUUUCUCAAUACUGAGUAUUGCUCAUGCGUGAACCAGCGUCAUUUUGGCAGGAAAACGUGAUAGCGGUCGUCAUUCUACUACGAGUUUUAGCGAGAAUGUCGUGGUGGUGGAAACAAGUUAUCAAAUGUAAGAAGUUUUAUCAUUUUGCUAUCUGGGGAGGGCUUUGGUGCCCCUUUUUGAAAGGUGUCCCCACAAUAUCAUCUCCACCGCGAGUGUAUCUGCUAAAAAAAUUUCAGUUCUGAAAGUUACCCGGCAAUUUUGUCGCGACAUAUGUUGAGCACCCUGAAAUGAAUAUGGCUCGUGACGUUUCCAGAUACACAAAGUAGAAAUUACCAGUUUCUUCUUCAACAAUUUUUUAUGUGGCAAGGGAAAUCUUUGUGCUCAUAGAGUAAAGCAUGGUCAAGUCUUUAACCUGCUUGUUGUUAUGUUUUCCUUGCACUAGAUGGUGUAACUGUAUUUUGCAACUUGGCCGAGGAUAAAUCACUCUUUACUGGCAAAGGAGAUUACCAGUUCGACGUGUAUAGAUUGAUGAAAAAGACAAACCAGUAAGGAUCAUAUCUUUGAAACUUAACCUAAAUAGAGUUAAACCAGGAGCUCAUGGUUAAACCUAUCUCGAAUUGAAAAGUUUUCAUCAUGACACUUAUUUCUUGAUCAACAGAAAUGACUGGGAAACAUUUGAACCACACUCCAAUGUCCUCUGGCUUCACUAUCUCGCCGACAAAAUGUUAAAGAAGAAGAAAUACGCCGCCAAAGACAAAGACACAGAGACGAAGCUUAGGAGAUUCCUAAGACAAGCGCGGAAGUGUUCUUCAGCCACGGAGAUUGUCGAAGACUUUUUUCAUUGAGAAUAAAGACCGCUCAUUAGGAGCUUGAGUGGGAGAUCAGAUCAGUGCAGGGACUCCCCCAUCAUUUUAACUCGAUGGAAGGGGAAAAAGUGGUUUUGUUCGGUAUCAUUAUAUCGCUUUUCCUUUGGGCGUCAGGUGGCGGGAGGUAGCUGAAGCUUUGUUGGAAUACAACGUUGACAAUGGUUGUUUUCUUUUUCGAAUGUAAUUUCGAAUAUUGUGUAUCGUAAUGUUUUGUAAAUACAGCUAUUUCAGUUGAAGGUCGGAUAGCCUACGCAACGAGACCGCAUUGCUCUAAAGGUAAUCUGAUUAAAUUGUACCAAACUCUUGUUAAAGCAACUCCUUCGUCAUAAAAUCACAAGGUUAAACGUUUGUGAUGUCUUAAACCGUUCUAUUGUACCGACGACCACAAAGUAAUGACCGAUUACAAAGGAGCAGAGCGACCCACAAGACCUUGCGCUCCUGUUGCAUACUGAGGCUGGACAUAGAGGCCUGUAAAUCCCACAGCGUUAAUUGAAAUAGCCAGUGUACACAGUGAAAGCCCAUUUUUGCGACCACCAAAGGUCCAUGUAAAUAGCUGAGUUUUCUUUCUUGUGUUUUCUUUUUUUACUUCUGAUCCGAAUGAAUAUGGUCGUCAGAAUAAGAAGUUGUUGUUUUAUCCGUGUGGAGAUAAGUCGGGGCAUAACUUUGAGGGCUCGUAAAAGAGGGUUAGUAAGCUACUAACAGUGGACACUUAGAGACGUUCUGUUUAGGUGAGUUUUAUUUGCUAUGUGGUCACUUGUAGAGAACACAAUAAACCUAAUAAAACUUGAAAAUAUGU